Molecule: messenger RNA, 3054 nt
Organism: Dovyalis caffra
Lineage: Eukaryota; Viridiplantae; Streptophyta; Magnoliopsida; Malpighiales; Salicaceae
Source: the annotation of a GenBank genome assembly
AUGCCAUGGUUAUUUGAUAGUCAUUUUGCUCCUGAACCAAUUGGUUAUCGGUUUAGAGUUUUGGAUCUUGCUAUGGUGUUGGAUGCUGCUGGGCAUCAUCAUGUGCAGGAUUUUGAUCCAAUUAGGCAUAUUCUAGAGCAUCUUCCAUCUGAAGAAAAUGAGCUAACGUAUUUUGAGGAACAGGCCACUCUUAGAUUAUUGCAACUAGAUAGAGUAGCAGAACAUUUAUCCUGUCAUGUUAUGGAGCAUCAUGAAGUAAUGGGUAAGGGGAUGAAUUUGGUGAGGGAAGUAGAGAAAGAUUUAAAGGUUGCGAAUGUCAUCUGCAUGAAUGGUAGAAGGCACCUGACUUCAUCAAUGAAUGAGGUUUCAAGGGAUCUUGUAGUGAAUUCUAAUUCCAAAAAGAAACAAGCUCUCCUGGACAUGCUUCCAGUAUUAACCGAGCUUUGUCGUGCAUUGGAAAUGCAAGUGGCACUUGAAUCCCUGGUUGAAGAAGGAAAUUACUGCAAGGCAUUCCAAGUCCUAUCUGAGUAUUUGCAGCUAUUAGAUAGUUUCUCAGAGCUUUCAGCAAUACAGGAGAUGAGUCAUGGGGUUGAGGUUUGGUUGGGGAGAACCCUUCAAAAGCUGGAUGCACUUUUGCUGGGAGUGUGCCAGGAGUUCAAGGAGGAGAGUUAUAUUACAGUAGUUGAUGCAUAUGCUUUAAUUGGAGAUAUCUCUGGUCUUGCUGAAAAGUUGCAGAGCUUCUUCAUGCAGGAAAUUUUAUCGGAAUCCCACUCUGUGUUGAAGAAUAUUGUCCAAGAGAUACCUGAAUCUAAGUUCAGGCAGUGUUUGUUGAGAACAUUAGCUGUCUUAUUCAGGUUGAUGUGUUCCUAUCAUGAAAUAAUGAGCUUUCAGCUGGAGAAUAAGGAUUUGGUAUUCCAAACAUCUGAUAUGAAGCAUGAUUCCUUAGGAAGCAAUGAAUAUCCCCCUCAGUCUGUAGAUAGAAGGCUUGGUUCAUCUUCUACUGAGGAAUCUACAACUACUUCUAUGUAUUUAGAUUCCAAUUUUGAUGUAGAUGAAACUAGAAGUAAUGGCGGUGAAGCAUCAAGCAGCGGAUCCCCUUGGUAUCAGCUGCGAAAAGAGGCGACAGCAUUUGUUUCACAGACUCUUCAGAGAGGACGAAAGAAUCUUUGGCAGCUUAUGACAAGCCGAGUAUCAGUAUUGCUUUCUUCUGCAAUUAUUAGCUCUAUGAGCAUGCACCAAUUCUUGAAAAAUUAUGAAGAUUUGAGUGUAUUCAUCUUGGCUGGGGAAGCCUUCUGUGGAGUUGAAGCAAUUGAGUUCAGACAGAAGUUGAAGGCUGUGUGCGAGAAUUAUUUUCUGGCAUUUCAUCGCCAAAAUAUUCAUGCACUCAAAAUGGUUUUGGAAAAGGAAAGUUGGCUGAAACUGCCACCAGAGACAGUGCAAGUAAUUAGUUUUGCUGGGCUUGUUGGGGAUGGGGCAGCCCUGAUAGUUCCAUCUCAUGGUAACUCUUCUAAUGCAAAAUUGCAUCAUUCUAACAAAUCAGUGAACUCUGUUGAUGGCACCAGCAAGAAUAGUGGAUUUACCUCUUGGAUUAAAAAUGGAAAUCCAUUUUUGCCAAAAUUAAUCCCCACUUCAAUAGAAGGUCACAGUUCUUCCCUGCUUAAUGGGGCAACUGCUGGUGAAUACGAUGGACAUGCUAAUGAUAAUUAUCAUGGUGAUAAUGUGUCUCCCAUUAGUGGUGGUGCAAGCCAUAAAAAUGGAAUACCUGUUUCAGAAGAUGAAAAUGAAGAUCUACUUGCAGACUUCAUUGAUGAGGACAGUCAACUCCCAAGUCGAGUUUCAAAACCAAAAGUUCCUAAAAGUAACCCUUCACAAUGUAAAAAUGACGAAGUAUCUGCACAGACAGGAUCAUCUCUUUGUCUUCUAAGGUCAAUGGACAAAUAUGCAAGGCUCAUGCAGAAACUAGAAAUAAUAAAUGUCGAGUUUUUUAAGGGUAUAUGCCAGUUGUUUGAGAUUUUCUUCUAUUCUGUGUUUGAAACAUUUGGUCAGCAGACCUAUAAUUCAAGUGGAAAAUCUGACUCUCUCAAUUAUCGGCUGAAGACUGCCAUAUCCAGAAUAACACAAGAUUGUGACCAAUGGAUAAAACCCCAGCUGAACCCUGUUUCGUCCUCCUCACCGACAUCUUUGAGUACAUAUAUGAUUGGAGAUGUAACGCCUGCUAGUCCUCCAAAUCAUUCACUAGCCACAUCCUUCGGUCUCAAGGAAAGAUGUGCUGCUGCUGAUGCGAUAUCUCUUGUUGCUCAAAUAUUACGCAGAUCUAAAACCCAUCUUCAGUCCAUUCUUCUUCAAAAUAAUCCAGCUAUAGUGGAAGAUUUCUUUGUCCUCCUGGUGGAUUCUGUACCAGAUCUUACAGAGCACAUACACAGGACAACUGCAAGAUUACUUCUUCAUAUGAAUGGGUAUGUUGAUCGGAUUGCUAACGCUAAAUGGGAAGUAAAAGAGCUUGGGCUAGAGCAUAAUGGGUAUGUUGAUUUACUGUUGGGAGAAUUUAAGCACUAUAAAACAAGGCUUGCACAUGGUGGAGUUCACAAAGAGGUAAUGGCUGUGGUGAGACGCGAUGUCAACUUUUUAUGUAACACUCGGUGGCUUGGGAUAUGUGGAAUGGACUCUUUGCCUACUGCAGUGAGCAGUGGGCAGGUUCAAGACCGCCUUUCAGAAUAUGGUCUUGAAAUCGUCUCUGAGACCCUCAUUGAAGGCCUAUCACGGGUGAAGAGAUGUAGUGAUGAAGGACGAGCUCUUAUGUCAUUAGAUCUUCAGGUUUUGAUCAAUGGCCUACAACAUUUUGUCCCCGUAAAUGUUAAGCCAAAAUUACAAAUGGUUGAAACUUUCAUAAAGGCUUACUAUCUUCCAGAAACGGAGUAUGUACACUGGGCUCGUGCUCACCCGGAAUACAGUAAAAAUCAAAUUGUUGGGUUGGUCAACCUCGUUGCUACAAUGAAAGGUUGGAAGAGAAAAACCAGGCUGGAAGUAAUAGAGAAAAUCGAGCGAGCUGAGUGA